Argentina anserina (silverweed cinquefoil) is the source of this 1566-nucleotide messenger RNA. Its product is annotated as DNA repair protein recA homolog 1, chloroplastic. The transcript is spliced from 12 exons. Lineage: Eukaryota; Viridiplantae; Streptophyta; Magnoliopsida; Rosales; Rosaceae. Gene Ontology annotation, molecular function: single-stranded DNA binding; ATP-dependent DNA damage sensor activity; ATP hydrolysis activity. Gene Ontology annotation, biological process: DNA repair. The record is from RefSeq and is a predicted model, not a curated record.
UAGAAAGAAAAUAAUUUACCCAGGUAGAGCAGCUCGACCUUUAGCCCUGAGACGCAACAACGCAAGCAUGACGUUAUACACGGCGUCACACUGCUUCCCGACUCCUCUGUCGUUCCAGUCUCGCCGUCGCUGCUCUCUCCCACAAGGCCGGUGGAGAGCAGCAAUGGCCCUGAGAGGGGUGAAGGUCCGGUCCGAGCUCCAGGUCAACGUGAACGGCGCUCUCGACUCCGACCCGCUCUUCCUCGACCGCCAGAAAGCACUGGAGGCCGCCAUGAACGACAUCAACUCCUCCUUCGGCAAAGGAAGCGUCACCCGAUUAGGCAGCGCCGGCGGAGCCUUGGUCGAAACAUUUCCCAGUGGUUGCUUGACUCUGGACCUUGCAUUGGGCGGUGGGCUUCCGAAGGGGAGAAUCGUAGAGAUAUUUGGUCCAGAAAGUAGUGGAAAGACAACUCUGGCACUCCAUGCAAUCGCAGAGGUGCAGAGACUUGGAGGAAAUGCUAUGCUUGUUGAUGCAGAACAUGCCUUUGAUCCAGCAUAUUCCAAAGCAUUGGGAGUAGAUGUAGAAAACCUGAUUGUCUGCCAGCCUGAUCAUGGAGAAAUGGCACUUGAGAUUGCAGAUCGUAUGUGCAGAUCUGGUGCCAUUGAUCUUAUAUGUGUUGAUUCUGUCUCGGCCCUCACUCCACGAGCAGAGAUUGAAGGUGAGAUUGGAAUGCAGCAAAUGGGUUUGCAAGCACGCCUUAUGAGCCAAGCUUUGCGCAAAAUGUCAGGAAAUGCAUCAAAAGCUGGAUGUACUCUCAUAUUCUUGAAUCAAAUAAGAUACAAGAUUGGUGUGUAUUAUGGGAAUCCAUAAGUGACAUCCGGAGGAAUUGCAUUAAAGUUUUUUGCAUCAGUUCGCCUGGAAAUACGAUCUACAGGGAAAAUAAAAUCUGUAAAAGGAGACGAGGAAAUUGGAGUUCGGGUCCGUGUACGGGUGCAAAAGAGUAAGGUUUCGAGGCCAUACAAACAAGCUGAAUUUGAAAUUGUGUUUGGAGAGGGAGUAAGUAAAUUGGGUUGCAUUUUGGAUUGUGCUGAAAUGAUGGAUGUAGUAGUGAAGAAGGGAUCUUGGUAUAGCUUCGGCAACCACAGGUUGGGACAAGGAAGAGAUAAAUCAUUGCAGUACUUGAGGGAGAACCCUGUUCUUCUUGAUGAGAUAGAGCAGAUUGUUCGUUCCGCAAUGACUGAUGCAACUGGACAGGUAGACUCAUUGCAUACAAGAAGCUUGCCUGUAACACAUCAGAUUGAAGAUGAUUUCGAAGGUGUCUAAUGAGUGGAAACAGAUUUUGGUUGCAUCACUGUUUUCUACACUCGAUCAAGGCAGAUACAGUGCCAGGGAUUGCAAAGAAGCAGCAGCAAUUGGAAGCUCCAUGGUGCAUCGAUGUUUGCCCAGUUGACAUGAUUGUCUACCUCCAAAUUAGAUUGUGGGUAUUUAAAGGAAAUGAGUUUAUGGGAAUAGAGUUGCUUUGUAUUGACAGACUCGCUAGUAUUAUUCUCAUCUAGGAUGUAACUUCGUGAUUGGAAAUUUGAAAG